UCGCUCAAAAUUAAUGACAAAUGGAUCCAAAAUUUUUCAUUUUUAUCGUUCGUGGAUUGUGCCAGUGAAAAUAUUGCCGAAAUCUCGUCAGUUUCCCACUAGGAUCAUGUAAUUUUUGGGCCGUCAACCACUGGAACGAGUGAACAUUACGAAGCUGUAGAAAUAUGGCCAGUGCCAGCGAGAGCUCCGACGAAUUUUUCGACGCAGAGGAUGACCAUCAUUCGUCGUCCAACAAUCCUUCCAGCGGCAGUGGCAAGAAGCGAUCGCCAAAAACGAAUAUCGACGCGGAAUUCAACUAUCCCGAGCCAUCGUCGUCUGUUGGGACGAUUUCAGAGCUGCAACAGCAGCAACCAACGCAAAUAAUCCAACAUUCACCGGGGGCGGGAACGGCAACAAUUGUACAACACUAUGGCCGGGAUGAGCACAAGUUUGCCGAGCCGAAAGGGAACAGUUCGGUAGAAGGUGUGUAUACGUCGUCACGUACCUCACACCCUUUCAGAGUGAUCGAAGGCGAUGCGCAGAGCAUACAGAGCAUGACUUCGUUGGGCCGUGUUGGACGCAUCCUUGCCGGAAGUGCUAGUGUGGAUGCAAGUGCACUGAGCGUGGGCAAAGAUUCGAUGUAUCUUGGGGGUUCAACAUCGUCAGCACCGCAAUCGUUGAUAGCAGUUCCUUCGUCUUCUUCGCGUGAUACGCAACUUAGCGGCAGUUCAUCCAUUCCUUCUAGUAGUGGUGGUGGUGGCGGCGGAGGAGUUAGUGCUGAGAAUGUCAGCACAGGUAAAUACGAAACCAGUGAUGAUUUACGAAGCUAUCGACAGGGAAACGCCUCUCCCAGUGGACACGAUGCUGAAUAUCGAAUCAACAUGAACGUUCCUCUGCAAGAACCGGAUGUCAUAGCCAGCACUAAACUUGCCCACUCCAAAACAACGGAUAGCUUAACUUGCUCCGGACCGGUGGCCCCGCCGCGUCGAAAAAAGAAAACCCGGAAAUUGUCGAGCAGCUCUUCGGAGCAAUUUAACAUGAAUGAGGGGUUAAAAUUGCCUCCAGCAGAUAGUUCUUCCACGGAGUUAACAGUUAAGCUGCCGCCAGCGCAACAGGAUUGUAGUUCGGAAUCUUCAUCGGCGGGGGUCAUCGGAGCUGCCUAUCAACCAGCUCUUCCUAGUCCAGCCACCAGAGCACUGGAAUCCAUCACGCGAGAAAUUGAAAGCUCUUUCAAAGACUCCGCGGUGGCCGUUGCCAAUGGCAGUCCUGCUAUAAGUGCUACUGGAGAAACCAGUGAACCAAGCAAACUGUUAACCGGGUCAAUGGGUCGAAUAUCGAACUCGUUGGGAAACAGUUCAGCGUCCGUUUAUUCUAAACCUAGUCCAUCGAAUAGCGUUAAGAGCAACUCAGCACCUGCUCGAGUCAGUUCGAUAGAUCCGUCGCAGGGAUUGAAUAUUUAUAAGGCUACCAAAGGACAAUACGUUGUUAAGCCAACGGAUGGUGCUUUUAAUAAGGCGGAAGGUCCAUCGCGAGAAGAAAUUGAACGUGUUGAGAGAAUUAGGCAAGAAAUUAUGGGCAAAACAGCUUCAACUAGGGCCAGUUUAUCGGGGACAGGUACCAAUAGUUUGGGAAGUGGAACUAGAUACAGUUCAUCCCUAGCAAAGCACAUGCAUCUAAAAGAGCGGAGGAAAUCUGCAGGUGAUGAAGAUAUGUUCAAACAGUUGAACAUCUACGUCAAAACUCGAACCGACUCCGGCAAACAGCUGACAGACAUGGAAAUCUUGGAACAGAUUCCGGUAAAAAAUCUGGAUACCGGAGAAAACUUCCCCUUAUCUGCGGUGGAAGAAAAACUUCCGCAGUGCAUUAAUCCACUGUCCUUGCAUAUAAUGCGACUAACUAGCCAUAUUCCGGAAUCGGAUGAAGAGUCAGUUGGACCUGCACCGGGUUCAGAAGCACCCCCUGGGUAUGAGGAGGAUCUUGAAAUCGAGGAAGAAGGUGGACGGCUCAAAAAGAAAACGGCAAAAAUCAAGCGAUUCUUCCGGUCGACCGCCAAGAAAACAGUGGACAAGGCUAAAUCUAUUGCAUCGGAGGUGUCGCACGCAAGGCACAAAGAAGAUGUAGCAGAUAUUGAAGACGUUAUGAACCCUGAGCAGAAUAUCAAAAUCAAAGCAUCGAGCACAAACAAAGGACCAUACGAAUUUGCAAAACUUCAGCAUGUCCAGGACCUCUCGGGGGAGCACACGGGGGCUGUGUGGUGUAUGAAGUUCAGUUCUUGUGGGCGGCUUCUGGCCACGGCUGGUCAAGAUCGUGUUCUCCGGAUCUGGGUACUGAAGGAUGCUUUCCCAUUCUUCCAAGACAUGCGCACAAAAUACAACGCAGCUGAUCAGAAAUCUUCUCCAACCCCAUCACAAGAAUCACUAGUCUCUCACCACUCGGCCGAGGAGGCCAUCGCUUUGGCUAUGGCUGCUGAAAAAUCUCCCGGUCCGUUUAUGCCCAAAUCGUUCUGUACAUACUCUGGCCAUACAUCGGAUCUACUGGACGUCUCGUGGUCGAAAAAUUACUUCAUUCUGUCCAGCUCGAUGGACAAAACCGUGCGGCUAUGGCACAUCUCUCGUAAGGAGUGCCUUUGCUGUUUCCAACAUAUCGAUUUCGUAACGGCCAUUGCAUUCCACCCGCGCGAUGAUCGGUAUUUCCUCAGUGGAAGUUUGGACGGCAAGUUGCGACUGUGGAACAUUCCCGACAAAAAGGUCGCACUGUGGAAUGAGGUGGACGGGCAGACGAAACUGAUUACUGCGGCCAAUUUCUGCCAGAAUGGUAAAUUCGCUGUGGUUGGAUCUUACGACGGGCGAUGUUUGUUCUACAACACUGAUCAGUUGAAGUACCACACGCAGAUCCAUGUUCGUUCUACGAGGGGAAAGAAUGCCAUUGGUAGGAAAAUCAGCGGGAUCGAACCUAUGCCCGGUGAAGACAAAAUUCUAGUAACUUCAAACGACAGCCGAAUUCGCUUGUACGAUCUGAGGGAUUUGAACUUAAGUUGCAAGUACAAGGGUUACUUGAAUGUGUCCUCCCAGAUCAAGGCUUCUUUCUCGCAUGAUGGCAAAUACAUUAUAUCAGGUUCGGAGAAUCAGAUGAUCUACAUUUGGAAAACACAUCACGAUUAUGCGAAGCUAAGUUCGGUUCGCCGAGAUCGAAGUGAUUUCUGGGAGGGUAUCAAAGCACACAACGCGACAGUUACCUGCGCAAUCUUCGCGCCACAUCCGGAAGCAAUUAUAAAACCCGAACCAGACGAUGAAAUCAAUGCAGACAAUAUCUCGGUUACUCAUCCAGCGGAUCCACUGGUGGAACAACGCAAGAAGGGCUGCGGUGGAUACGUGCUGGUAAGUGCAGAUUUUAACGGUUGUAUCAAAGUGUUUAUCAAUAAGACCAAGCCGAAGCACAGCAGCUUACCGUACACGGCUAUACUGGAUUAAAGAUGAGUAUGGAUGUUACAUAUUUCUUUUGGGAAAACUAUUUAUGUCGAGUAACAACAUGAUCAAAGUUAUAGUUUAGAUCAAAAUCAAACGAUAUUCAAAUUGUGAAACGCAAGAAACUGAAUAACACACAUGUCACGAUUGCACAGAUGCACGAAUGAUGAUGAUAUUAUGUCGUAGUUUUUUUUUAUUGAUAUAGACUUGUUCGCGAGGUACACUCAUCAACACCAAAUAACCUUAGGGGUAGGCUAGCUGGGCGUGGCGCAAAAUGCUUAUUGGAUGUUGAGUAGUCACAAUGAAUCAAAAUGAAAAGUGCAGUUACAGCUAAUUAGAACGCAUUUUAUGGGAAUCGUCUUUUGAUCAUGAUUGAACAUUUUUGUUGAACAAUUUGGGUGUCCUUAUCGCUUUGUGUUGGUUUUUGAACACUGAUAGUGAAUCGUGAAUCUACUAGUGUCAGUUGUUUAAUAUUGGAGUGUUGUAAUGCAAAUAGGAAAAAUAAACAUUUUGUGUAAUUCUUCCCUUAUUGUUAAUCUCGACGACAUGUUACGCACAUUUAAAAGGAACCCCUUCCGCCGUAUUGCUAGAAGUUAUCCUGCCCUUCCUUGAACAGUAAAACCCAGUUCAGUUUGAAGAAAUGGGGGUGUGUUAUAUUUUGGUUUAUUCGUUGAGCUAAUAGGGUUUAAAAUUUUGGAUAUUCGUGGUUAACAAUUGUCACCCACUAUAUGGCACUCGGCGUACAUGCUCCUGGAAUCAGAAAAGAAGCAACUAAUGUAAACGUAAUGUACAUUUACUGUUACGAAACUGUGUAGAUCACCAGACGAUGUUUAUUUAAUUUAUUAAAUGUGUAUAUAUAAAACUAAA
This is a messenger RNA of Aedes aegypti (yellow fever mosquito), 4310 nucleotides long. Its product is annotated as WD repeat-containing protein 44. Gene Ontology annotation, molecular function: protein binding. NCBI's taxonomy places the organism in Eukaryota, Metazoa, Arthropoda, Insecta, Diptera, Culicidae. The record is from RefSeq and is a predicted model, not a curated record. Bases 165 to 3449 code for a protein of 1094 amino acids. The transcript is spliced from 8 exons.